Molecule: messenger RNA, 4160 nt
Organism: Passer domesticus (house sparrow)
Lineage: Eukaryota; Metazoa; Chordata; Aves; Passeriformes; Passeridae
Gene: FRMD1
Product: FERM domain containing 1
Exons: 16
Coding region: 486-2327 (613 amino acids)
Biological process (GO): positive regulation of hippo signaling
Cellular component (GO): cytoskeleton; cytoplasmic side of apical plasma membrane
Source: RefSeq, a predicted model, not a curated record
CAGGCGGGAUCCAUUCACACCUGUGGGAACAGUGUGCCUGGCGUUUUCUACUUGUUGUGAGGGAGGAGGGGACAGAGACGGUUCUUGUGAAUGUUGCACCACUGAAGCCGAUCCUUGUACAGCUUGCUCAUGUCUACAUGACCAAGUGCUAUGUUUGGGGCAGUGUCCAGAGCCCACUUCAUCCCUUGAGAAUGAGACCCACCCCCAAGGAACUUCAGUGCCAGCAGGACUUCCCUCUACUAGACCUCAGCUUUACUACUGGAGAUGGCAAGGGGAAGAAGACAUUUUUUUCUUCCUGAAGAAUGACAGGUUUAAACACUCAAUCCCAAGUAAAUUGUUUUGUUCUGGCAGUAGAAGAACCACCAUCUCCUGCAGAGACAAGAAGAAUACUAAAAUAGCAAGAGCUCUUAUGACAGGUAUAUGGGAUGAAGGGAGCCUGACGCCUGUCUGGAGAGGAGACCCCAGCCCCUGUGGAGCUGCCCACCAUGAGCAGGACACUGCUGGCCGGCAGGAUGCAGCUGGAGAUCCGGAGCGUCUGUGUCUUCCUGCCCACCCGUGAGCAGCUCAGCCUGGCAGUCGGGGUCAAAGCCACUGGACAGGAGCUCUUUCAGCAAGUUUGUGAUUUAGUGAAGAUUAAAGAGCCUCACUUCUUUGGCCUUAGCAUUGUUAAAAAUAAUGAAUAUGUUUUUAUAGACCUGGAGCAGAAGCUUAGCAAAUACUUUUCAAAGGAAUGGAAGAAAGAGACCACCAAAGGAACAGAGAAAUUCAGCCCUCCAUUUGUUGCGUUCUUUAGAGUACAAUACUACGUAGAAAAUGGAAGAGUAAUAGGCGAUAAGGUGGCACGGCAGCUCUACUACUGCCAUCUCAAAGAGCAAGUACUUAUGUCUCAUUGCAACCACAAAGAAGAAAUCUACUUCUUGCUGGCUGCCUACAGCUUACAGGCAGACUUGGGCAACUACAGAGAGAAGUUCCAUGCUGGCAAAUAUUUUGAACCUCAGGCUUAUUUCCCACAGUGGAUAAUUGCAAAGAGGGGGAGCGACUACAUCUUGAAACAUGCCCCAGAGAUGCACCGAGAACAGCAAGGGCUGAGCGCAAAGGAAGCGGUGCUGAAGUUCAUUAAGGAGUCCUGCCUGCUGGAAGAUGUGCCUGUCCACUUCUACAGGCUGCAGAAGGAUAAGAAGGAGGAUCGACCGACAGUUAUCCUGGGCCUGACCCUGAGAGGAAUGCACAUCUAUCAGGAGGUGAAUCACGUUCGCCAGCUCCUCUAUGACUUUCCCUGGUCACACAUCGGGAAGCUGGCCUUUCUGGGGAAAAAAUUUGAAAUCCAGCCAGAUGGUUUGCCCUCUGCACGGAAACUGGUUUACUACACGGGUUGCCCCUUCAGGUCACGCCAUUUGCUGCAGCUACUCAGCAACAGCCACCGGCUUUUUCUGAAUAUUCAACCAGUUUUGAAGCAGAUCCAAAAACUGGAGGAGGCUGAAGUUUCUUCCUCAGAGAAGAAGCGCUACCGGGAGUCCUAUAUCAGUGACACUCUAGACAUGGACCUGGACCCAUGUGACAAGAACUCCCAUGGCAGCGGGAGCAGCGGGGGCAGCCGCAGGGAUAACCGCCUCUCACGCCAGUCCACCGGGAGUCAUGGCAGCUCCCACACCUCGGGCAUUGAGGCUGACUCCAGGCACCGUGUGUCUGUGGAAAUGUCUGUGGAUGAGCCCUUCAGCACUGACCACGUGCAUAGGAAAAAGAAAUCCUGUAGCUCAACCAUCAGCUAUGGUAGCUCUGGCAUUGACAGUGGCAGCAAAGGGCGGACUGAAGAUGACACUCAGGAUGAUGAGCUUGAACUGGCAGUAGAUGAGCCAGAGGAGAUGCCUGUAGAUGAGCCUUUAGAGGGAGACCAGUUAGUGGAGGCCACUGUGGGACAAUCUGUUGAAUCCCUGCCUCUAGAUGCUGCUAGCUGCCAAGCUAUAAAUCAGGAAUCUCUGUCUGUGGUGCAAGUCACACUAAUCAAAAUGAGAGGCCAAAGUGUGGAAUCCCUCCACCAGGUCAGAUCGCCCAAAAGCUGGAGCUGCAUGGACCAGCACAGCCAGAGUUUGGAUGACAUCCGUUUGUACAAGCGCCAGCACCCAUCACUAAGUACCACGCUGUCUUCAGACACGUCCCACAGCUACACCUUCGGCUGCAGCCUCGAGGAUAAGCUGUCUGUCUAUGGCUGCGUGUAUUCCACAGCGGACUGCAAAACCAAAUCUGCCCUUUACGGGAAGCGAUCCAUGAACUGCCUCUCCUUGGAUCUUCUGGGAGAGGACCAGCUCCCAGAGGAGUUUGUGGUGUAAUGAGAUUGGAGCUCUUCCAUACCAGGAAACAGCUCAUCAUGGCAAUAUAUACCUCAUUAACGUGUGUUAGGUCACUCUGGUUCUUGCAGGAGAUGGUGAGCGGCUUUGUUAUUCAGUUCCGUAUCAGUAAGUGGCAUCACUUCUGCAGACCUGGCUACAGGGCAAAUCAGCUAGAGUGUAGCACUAAACACUGGCAUUGGUAGUGUCUGUCUGAGCAGAAUGUGGAAGUAGCCUGCACCCUUGGCAGGGACACAACCAGCAUAAAAACCAAAAAACAGUGGACCAAAACUGACAGUGAGCUAGUAAAGCAAACUUUGUCUAAAUGGAUUAAUCAGAAAUUUAAAGUUUGUCAUGUUCUUGCCUUUCUCUUGUGGUCCAUGUUUCUUAGUUUUAGUGUACAGAUAGUUUGUCUUCAGUUUGUGUUGCUGCAACAUUGCCAACAGCUGUCAGGCCAGGAUAUACUCUUAGCACAUUUGGAGGGCUGUGUAUGGAAGUGUCUGGCCUGUUUCAGUUGUAAUGAACACAAGUUGCUUAUUCACUGCACUGGGAGCAAGACCUGCUCUGCAAGGAGUUUCUUCUUUUGUUGUUAUUUUGUUGUAAGCAUCCAGCCAAAUACAAUAUGUGGUCUUUUUUUUUUCUUUAUUGCAACAAAUGGAACUGACUGUCAGCUGUCUCCUACUGCUGUGAUGCAGAUUGGCAUUAUAUCCUUGGAGAUAGGGAGGAGGUAAAGCAAAUGACUUGGCUGCUUCUGAGAGGAUAAAGGGCAAGAGCAUUAAUUGACAGGCUUUUGAAGAGAGGAGUGUGACUGGAGAAUUUGUCCAGGCAUGAUCACCCCUUACUUUGAUUCAUACUUUAAUGCUGUUCUUUUAUUUGUUUUUAAUAAAUCUAUUCCUUAGAUUUUUUUCCCUCUGCUUAGGAGGCAAGUAAGGACUGGAGAAAGUCACUUUGCAAGGACAGACAGAGUGACUGUGUCCUACUUAGUCAUGGAUAGGUCAUGCAAAUAUGUGUGUGUGGUGCUGCAGGGCUGAUGAUGGUACAGGUGGAGGGUGUUUGUGUGCCAGACCGAGGGUACUUGUUUUGGUGAUUUUGAGAGUGGUGGAUCUGGCUGUGCUGGCUCUCGUUAGGGAAAUAAUCAUAAUUAUGCUGUUUGAUUCAAGCAUUCGGUGUUGAAAAUAUCCUGCUACCUUGUUACAUGCAAAUAAGUGUGUUUGGUUUCCUCCCCUCAUCAAUUCCCAGCACUGGGAAGCUUGUACUUGAAGGCCCAGCUUUGUGCCCAGUUUUUGACAGCCAUCUAGGUGUGUUCUGGCAAACUCUAGAAGGAAAGAAAUAGUGGUUGGGGAAGUGUGUGUUGUGCAGUGUUGAUCAUCAAAAGCUGAAGACAGCCUAAUUCAGGAAAGGAAGGAAGCCAGACUAUGGCAAGGAAGGUUUGAGCUGCUGCUUUGAUGGUGGGCAUGCAAGCUCAGUAGUUGUCUGGUAAAUUGCAUUCCCUUAAGUCAUUAAAGUAGCAAAUCCUUGAAGGCCAUCAUCUUGCUACUUCUGUGUGAAUGCCAUGUAGAGACAGGCCAUGCAAGUGCCUCUGCAUUUGCUGAAGUGGGACCAACUGCUUUACAGCCUCUGAGAUGAAUCCAGACCAAACCCAAACUGCGUGCACUGUAGACAUGACUUAAUGGACUGUUCUCUCUUUGAUCACACUGUUCUUUCUUGUUGUGAUGAACAAUUAGGAAGUGUGUGUUCACUGUAGCCUCUUUUCCGUUGUUCUAAACAAAGCCAAAAUGCCUUUGCAAAGUACUUGAGGUAUGUUUACUGCAUCCAAAAUAAAUUCUUCUAAAUGGA